CGCCGCCAACCCGUGGCUCACCUCGGUGCUCGAGAGGGAUCCCGACUCGGGCCUGAUGGAGGCAUACUACCACCAGCCGUCGCCAAAGCCGUGCUUUGAGGUGCGAGCGGACAUUCUGCUCGCGAGCGGCGCAGCAUACGAUGAGAUGGUGCGCAUCGUCGACCCCGUGGUGUGCAAGACGAGCGACGCUUCCCUCGGCACGGGCGAGCGACUGUGGCGCGUGUGCCUAAUCCCGGACGCCGACGAGCCGGAUGGGCGGUUUGCCCUGGUCGUCAGCGCGAACCACUCGCUCCUCGACGGGCACGGCUUUUACCGCCUCCACACCAUGCUCUCUGCCGGUGCGGCUGUCGAGGCGCUCAACCCCGUCCGCAAGCAGGAGUUGCCCACGCGGAUCCUUCAGGCGUCGGGCGGCGAGGAGAGCGCCAUGGCGGUGUGCCCGCCCGGCUUCCUCGCGCGCUUCCUGUUUGGCCAGCUGCGCGGCGCCCUCUUCCCCUCCACCGUCCACCUUGGCUUCCACGUCGACGAGGAAUGGGUCGCGGCUCGAAAGGCGGAGGAGACGCGCGGAGACUCUUUUGGCACCAUCGCCGACGGGGUUCCCUUUGUCAGCACAAAUGACGUGCUCGUCUCCGCCUUCCUCAGCGCGCUCAAGUGUCGGUGCGCCAUGAUGGCCAUCAACUUUCGCGGCAAGGUCACCGGGUGCGGCGAGGCGGACGCGGGCAACUACGAGGACUUGAUGACAUACAUGCCUCCCGACUAUGCGACGCCCUCGCUGAUCCGCAGGAGCGUGACGGGGCGCGGCGGCGUUUACACACGAGCCGCAGAGCCGCGCACCGCACAGCUGACCAACGCGGAGCACCUGAUGGGUGGCACAUACGGUGCAGUCACCAACUGGGCAUCGUUCGCCAAGGCGCUGAGCGUGGACGGGUGUGAGGCGGAGUACCUCCACUUACCGCUCUUUGACUUCCCAAAGGCGUGCCCCGCCUGCAUAUGUGGCUCGAUGGUCAUCUUUCGUCCCGGAGAAGGCAAGUCAGUCGCGGCCAUGGUUGCGGGCUCGCAGGCGCUGAUCGACGCGGUCAAGGCGAGCGGGAUGGUGGGGCUGCCGCUCCACCUCGGGACACAGCGUCAGCGAGCGGGAGAGGGAAGGUAGGCAGAGCGUGGAGGCGGGCGCUCUGUAGAAUAGACGGGGCGGAACACAGUCAGGCCACCGGACCUGGGCACCGGAACU
Molecule: messenger RNA, 1225 nt
Organism: Emiliania huxleyi CCMP1516
Lineage: Eukaryota; Haptophyta; Isochrysidales; Noelaerhabdaceae
Exons: 4
Coding region: 56-1147 (363 amino acids)
Source: RefSeq, a predicted model, not a curated record